This is a messenger RNA of Plasmodium yoelii, 2451 nucleotides long. Its product is annotated as sporozoite surface protein 2. Lineage: Eukaryota; Apicomplexa; Aconoidasida; Haemosporida; Plasmodiidae. The record is from RefSeq and is a predicted model, not a curated record. The transcript has a single exon. Bases 1 to 2451 code for a protein of 816 amino acids.
AUGAAGCUCUUAGGAAAUAGUAAAUAUAUUUUUGUUGUGCUUUUAUUAUGCAUAAGCGUGUUCCUUAAUGGUCAGGAAACUCUUGACGAAAUAAAGUAUAGUGAAGAAGUAUGUACCGAACAAAUCGACAUUCAUAUAUUACUAGAUGGUUCAGGAAGUAUUGGUUAUAGCAAUUGGAAGGCUCAUGUUAUUCCAAUGCUUAAUACUUUGGUUGAUAACUUAAAUAUUUCAAAUGAUGAAAUUAAUGUAUCUUUGACACUUUUUUCAACAAAUUCACGUGAAUUAAUUAAACUUAAAGGAUAUGGAUCGACUAGUAAAGACUCGCUACGUUUUAUACUUGCACAUCUCCAAAAUAAUUAUUCACCAAAUGGUAAUACAAAUUUAACGAGUGCAUUAUUGGUUGUUGAUACUUUAAUUAAUGAAAGAAUGUAUCGACCCGAUGCAAUACAAUUAGCUAUUAUAUUAACAGAUGGUAUCCCAAAUGAUUUACCUAGAUCUACUGCGGUUGUGCAUCAAUUAAAAAGAAAACAUGUAAAUGUAGCAAUUAUAGGUGUUGGUGCAGGUGUUAAUAACGAAUAUAAUAGAAUUUUAGUUGGAUGUGAUAGAUACGCACCAUGCCCAUACUACUCUUCUGGUAGUUGGAAUGAAGCCCAAAAUAUGAUAAAACCUUUUCUUACUAAAGUUUGUCAGGAAGUAGAAAGAAUUGCUCAUUGUGGAAAAUGGGAAGAAUGGAGUGAAUGUUCUACUACUUGUGAUGAAGGAAGAAAAAUUAGAAGAAGACAAAUAUUACAUCCUGGAUGUGUUAGUGAGAUGACUACUCCAUGUAAGGUUCGUGAUUGCCCACAAAUACCAAUACCUCCUGUCAUCCCUAAUAAAAUUCCAGAAAAGCCAUCAAACCCAGAAGAACCAGUAAAUCCAAACGAUCCAAACGAUCCAAACAACCCAAACAACCCAAAUAACCCAAACAACCCAAACAACCCAAAUAACCCAAACAACCCAAACAACCCAAACAACCCAAACAACCCAAACAAUCCAAAUAACCCAAAUAACCCAAACAACCCAAAUAACCCAAAUAACCCAAACAACCCAAAUAACCCAAACAACCCAAAUAACCCAAAUAACCCAAAUAACCCAAAUAACCCAAACGAUCCAUCAAACCCAAACAACCCAAACCCAAAAAAGCGAAACCCAAAAAGGCGAAACCCAAACAAGCCAAAACCAAACAAGCCAAACCCAAACAAGCCAAACCCAAACGAACCAUCAAACCCAAACAAGCCAAACCCAAACGAACCAUCAAACCCAAACAAGCCAAACCCAAAUGAGCCAUCAAACCCAAACAAGCCAAACCCAAAUGAGCCAUUAAACCCAAACGAGCCAUCAAAUCCAAACGAGCCAUCAAACCCAAAUGCGCCAUCAAACCCAAACGAACCAUCAAACCCAAAUGAACCAUCAAACCCAAAUGAGCCAUCAAACCCAAACGAACCAUCAAACCCAAAUGAACCAUCAAACCCAAAAAAGCCAUCAAACCCAAAUGAGCCAUCAAACCCAAAUGAGCCAUUAAACCCAAAUGAGCCAUCAAACCCAAACGAACCAUCAAACCCAAACGAACCAUCAAACCCAGAAGAACCAUCAAACCCUAAAGAGCCAUCAAACCCAAACGAACCAUCAAACCCAGAAGAGCCAAACCCAGAAGAACCAUCAAACCCUAAAGAGCCAUCAAACCCAGAAGAGCCAAUAAACCCAGAAGAACUAAACCCAAAAGAGCCAUCAAACCCAGAAGAAUCGAACCCCAAAGAGCCAAUAAACCCAGAAGAAUCGAACCCCAAAGAGCCAAUAAACCCAGAAGAUAAUGAAAAUCCAUUGAUAAUACAAGAUGAACCUAUAGAACCCAGAAAUGAUUCAAAUGUAAUACCAAUUUUACCUAUCAUCCCACAAAAGGGUAAUAAUAUCCCAAGCAAUCUACCAGAAAAUCCAUCUGACUCAGAAGUAGAAUAUCCAAGACCAAAUGAUAAUGGUGAAAAUUCAAAUAAUACUAUGAAAUCAAAAAAAAAUAUACCCAACGAGCCUAUACCAUCACCAGGUGAUAACCCAUAUAAAGGUCACGAAGAAAGAAUACCAAAACCUCAUCGAUCAAAUGAUGACUAUGUAUAUGAUAAUAAUGUAAAUAAAAAUAAUAAAGAUGAACCAGAAAUUCCAAAUAAUGAGUAUGAAGAGGAUAAAAAUAAAAACCAGUCUAAAUCUAAUAAUGGAUAUAAAAUUGCUGGUGGUAUUAUUGGAGGAUUAGCUAUACUUGGAUGUGCAGGUGUUGGUUAUAAUUUUAUAGCAGGAAGUAGCGCUGCAGGAUUGGCUGGAGCAGAGCCUGCACCUUUUGAAGAUGUAAUUCCAGAUGAUGACAAAGAUAUUGUUGAAAACGAACAGUUUAAAUUACCUGAAGAUAAUGACUGGAACUAA